Messenger RNA from Purpureocillium lilacinum, 330 nucleotides. RefSeq lists its product as uncharacterized. NCBI's taxonomy places the organism in Eukaryota, Fungi, Ascomycota, Sordariomycetes, Hypocreales, Ophiocordycipitaceae. The record is from RefSeq and is a predicted model, not a curated record.
AUGGCCUCAUUUCUGCAUCCGAAGCCGUUCGACAUCCUCGGUCACCACAUCUCGUCAAUCCCUCACGCACAUACGACAUCUGAAGCUCCACGCACGCCUCCGCGCACAACUGUCAAGAUGGGUCUCGUCGACGCCAAGAACAAGGUGCCUGAGCACCAGCGCUACUACCAGCAGGCCUACAGGGCGCACACCCGCCUUUGGAAGAUUGGCUCCCGCAGCCGCUGGUACAUGACGCCAUACCUCGUCGUUCUUUGGGGUGGAUUCGGAGCCGCCAUGUACGCCGCUGGGCGCAAGGUUACGGGCCACAACACCUGGUUCGGCAAGGACUAA